Pistacia vera is the source of this 1704-nucleotide messenger RNA. RefSeq names its product putative disease resistance protein RGA3. Lineage: Eukaryota; Viridiplantae; Streptophyta; Magnoliopsida; Sapindales; Anacardiaceae. The coding region runs from base 1 to 1704 and encodes 567 amino acids. Gene Ontology annotation, molecular function: ADP binding. The transcript has 2 exons. The record is from RefSeq and is a predicted model, not a curated record. Gene Ontology annotation, biological process: defense response to other organism.
AUGGCAGAAACAAUCGUCUCUGUUAUUGCUGAGGAGCUCUUGGAUAAGCUAUCGUCCCUUGCUUCCAAUGAAAUGGGCCUUGCAUGGGGUGUCCAAAAAGAUGCACAAGAGCUUGUUGACACCUUAACCACUAUCAAAGCUGUUCUCUUAGAUGCUGAGGACAAGCAGAUCCAUAGUGAGAAGCUCAAAGUUUGGCUGGGAAAGCUUAAGGAGAUCUGCUAUGAUGCUAAAGAUAUUUUAGACGAGAUUGAGGUAGAAGGUUUGCGUAAACAAGUGGUGAAUAGCCAAAGUAGUACAAGAAAGGUACGCCACUUUUUUUCAUCCUCAAAUCCAAUUGCUUUCCGUUUUACGUUGGGGCAUAAAAUUAAGGAGAUUAAAAAGAGGUUAGCAAAAAUAGCAGUUGAUAAGGAUAAUUUUAAUCUCAUUGAGAAAGUUGAUAGCAAUCAAGUUAUAGGUUGGGAGAGGGAGAGGGAGAGGGAAACUCACUCAUUUGUGCGUGCUUCAGAUGUUAUUGGUAGGGAUAAAGAUAAAGAGAAGAUUAUGAAAUUACUGUUACGUCCAAGUCAUGGCCAUGAAAAUGUUUCUGUCAUUCCUAUUGUUGGAAUAGGAGGCCUAGGAAAAACCGCACUUGGCAAAUUGGUGUACAAUGAUAAAAUAGUGGGUGAAUAUUUUAAGUUGAAAAUAUGGGUAUGUGUGUCAGAUGAGUUUGUUUUGAAAAAACUAUUAAUUGACAUCAUCGAAUCUGUAACUCAGAAAAAAUAUGUUGACAAGAGUAUUGACCAAUUGCAAAAUAUCCUACGUGAUAUCUUAAGCCAUGAAAAAUAUUUGUUAGUUUUGGAUGAUGUUUGGAAUGAAGAUUAUGGGUUGUGGUUUGAAUUAAAAAAUUUAUUGAGGGAAUGUGUUAGUGGAAGUAAAAUUAUCGUAACUACACGCAGUGAUCGUGUUGCCUCAAUUAUGGGCACUGUACCUACAUACAGGUUAGAAGGUCUUUCUCUUGAUGAUUGUUUGUCAGUGUUUGUUAAAUGUGCUUUUAAAGAAGGGAGAGAAAAGCAACAUCCCAACCUUGUGGAAAUUGGAAUAGAAAUUGUAAAAAAAUGUAGAGGUGUUCCAUUGGCAGUAAGAGCGUUAGGAAGUCUACUUUAUUCCUCAACUUCUGAACAAGAUUGGAAAAAUUUGAGGGAUAAUGAGAUUUGGAAGUUGGAUCAAAAUGAAAAUGACAUUUUAAAUGCUUUAAGAAUCAGUUAUAAUCAUCUGCCACCUCACUUGAAACAAUGUUUUCUUUGUUGUUCCCUUUUUCCAAAAGACCAUCAUUUUUAUAGUACUGAAUUGGUUCAGAUUUGGAUGGCCCAUGGGCUUCUUCAAUCCCACAAUGAAAAUCAAGAUUUGGAAAAUAUUGGUAAACAAUAUGUAAGAGAAUUGAUGUUGAGAUCUUUUUUCCAAGAUAUUGUACGACUUCAUGAGAAUUUGUACAUGUUUAAAAUUCAUGAUCUCAUGCAAGAGCUUGCCACAUCAUUGAUGAGAAAUGAGUGCUUAAUAGUGAAAUCCACGAACCAAAUUUGUAUCAAAAGUCAUCGACACUUAUCAUUUCAUUCUGUUGAUGCACCUAUAAUAGAUGUUCCAAACAUUUUACCUAACUGGGCUCAUCUGAGAAGCAUUACUUUUUAUCCAAUUACUAGUGAAAGUACUGCAUUUGAGACAUCUUGA